CCAUAAGGUAUAUCUGCUUUGUGGAAUCUCAUCAUCACUCUUUAUUUUUCUGUUUAGUAGUCUUUUGUUUUGAUACUAUUUAGCUUUUUAGCUACAAAGUAUAUUACUGUGUUUUAAAAAUCCCACCAUUAUUUAAUCGGUGUUUAAGUUUAUAAAAAAAUGUCUAUGGAAGGUAUCGUCAAAGCAGUCCUUGGUGGUAACACUAUUAAAAUCUGCCAUCCACAAUUCUACGAUAGAGAAAAGACUUUAAUCCUUGCUGAUGUUAAAGCACCACGUUUAGGUACAAAAGAUGGAGAAGAUGAACCUUGGGCUUUUGAAGCAAGAGAAUUCUUGAGAAAGAAACUCAUUGGUAAAACCAUUAGAUUCAGAGUCGAUUACACUGUCAAGGAAACAGGAAUGAACUAUGCUACAAUCUUCUUGGAUGAUGAAAAUAUUAAUGAAUCUGUUGUUGAAGCUGGUUGGGGUAAAGUCAAGGAUAUUAAGAAUCAAUCUGAUGAUUAUAAGAAAUUGAUUGCUCUCCAAAAAGCUGCUGAAGAACAAAAGAUUGGUGUUUGGUCAAAUAGCGAGAAAUAUGCCAAACAAGCCAAGACUGAAGAUCCACAAGCUUUGUUGAAAUCAUUCAAGGGUAAGACUGUUGAUGUUAUUGUUGAAUAUGUCAUUAGCGGUACUGCUUUGAAGGUUAGACUCCCAACUAAUGAAGUUGUUUUCAUGAAUUUGACUGGUGUUUAUUGCCCAAGUACAACCAAGGGUAAAGAAACUCAACAAAAGGUUGCUCAACCAUUCUCAAAGGAAGCCAAGACUCAUACUGAAGUUCGUUUGUUGAACAGAGAUGUUACUGUCUUGUUCGAAGGUAUUGAUACUCCAAAGAAGGAUAAAUCAAAGGAUGGCAAGGAUGCUAAGGAACAAAAGGAAAAGACAAGCAAUUUGCACGGAAGUAUUAUUAUUUCUGUUGAUGAAAAUAGUGACAAGCCAUUCACUUAUCAAGAAGAACUCUUGAUGAUCGGAUAUGUUUCUGUUGAUGAAAGAAGCGCUCCAAAGUCUAAGUAUGCUCCAAGAUUCAGAAGUGCUGAACAAAAAGCUAAGAAUGAAAGAAAGAAUUUGUGGGUUGAUUAUGAACCACCAAAACAAUCAUUACAUCAAUCUGACACUGGUUUCACUGCUAGAGUUUUGGAAGUUCUUUCAGGUGAUACUUUGAAGAUUGUCAAGAAUGAUGGACAAGAAGAAAAGAUUUCUCUCUCAAACAUUAGAACCAAGAAAUUCAUUUCAUACACAAAGAAGCCAGAAAAGAAGGAAGCUUCCAAGCAAGCUGAACAGAAGCCAGAAUCUGAACAAUGGGCUUGGGAAGCUAGAGAAUUGUUGAGAAGCAAGGUUGCUGGAAAGGAAAUUCAAGUUGAAGUUGACUAUAGAAGAGAAUUAGGUACUGAAAAGAAGGAACUUAGAAGAUUCUGUACUGUUCUUGUCAAUAAGAAAUCUGUUGCUGUUGAAUUGGUCAGAGAAGGUUAUGCUGAAGUUAUGAAGCUUAAGGCUGAUGAAGAAAGAUCAUCUGCUUUUGAUAGUCUCAUUUUGGCUGAAAAUGAAGCCAUCAAGAGACAAAAGGGUCUCCACGGAAAGAAGAGAGCUCCACAACAUCCAUAUACUGUUGUUUCUGGUGAUGCUGCUGGUAAAUUGAACAAGCUUUUGACUGGUAAGUCUGGUAACACUAAGGCUGUUGUUGAAAAGAUUCUUUCUGCUUCUAAAUUCGUUUUGAGUCUUCCAAAUGAUGCCUCUGUUGUCACUUUCUCAUUGGCUGGUAUUGCUAUUCCAUCAUCUGAUAAACCACUCGGUAAGGAUUUGGCUGAAGAAGCUAAGCAACUUACUUUGAUCUCUACUUCAUGCAGAGAUGUUGAACUCGUUCUUGAAGCUGAAGUUGAUAAGGCUAGCUCACUCACUGGUCAAAUGUUGAUCAAUGGUAAGAAUUAUACUAACACUUUGUUGGAAGCUGGUCUUGCUAUUGUUCAACCAUAUGCUAAGAGAUUGAAGAUCUUUGAAGAAUUGAAUGAAGCUGAAGGUAAGGCUAAGAAGGCCAAGAAGGGUGUUUGGAAAUUGGAAGAUCACACUGUUGCUUUCCCAGAAAGAAAGAAGAGAGAACAACCAGAACAAGAACAAAAAUCCAAGCCAGUUGCUCAAUCAUUCUCUGUUUCUCACUCUAGAAAGACACAAACUAUCAGAGUUACCGAUUUUGAAGAUCCAAUUACUUUCUACUACCAAGGUUCUGAUGUUGUCGAAAAGUUGAAGACUGUUGAAAAGUUGAUUGCUGAACUUAACGUUGCUCAACUUGAAGCUCUUGCUUCAGCAACUGUUGGUUCAGUCUGUCUUGCCCAAUUCACUGAAGAUAAUUCUUGGUACAGAGCUAAGGUUAUUUCUGUCAAUAAUGCUAAUGCUGUUGUUUUAUAUUCUGAUUUUGGUAACAGCGAAGAAGUUGCCAUUUCAACUCUCAAGACUAUUCCAGCCGGUAAUCAACUCCUCACUAUUCCAGAAUGUGCUCAAAAGGCUCGUUUGGCUUUCGUUAAGGAUCACGAAAAUCUUAGAUUUGAAUUGGAAACCUUUUUGAGAGAAACUUUGAUGGAAGGUGAAUGGCAAUUAACUGUUGAAUAUUCUGAUGCAGGUGUAAACUAUGUCACCCUUGUCCAAAAUGGUGCCAAGCAAGAAGAUAACUUGAAUAAGCAAAUGAUCCGUAGUGGAUUAGUUUUUGCUGAUAAGAAGCUCCUUUUGUCUGAAUUCAAGUCAGUUGCCAAGUCCUAUCUCGAAGAACAAGAUUUUGCCAUUAGCCGUCGUUUGAAUUUGUGGGAAUUGGGCGAAAUCUAUGGAUCUGAUGAUGAUGAAUAUUAAACCUGUACAAACCUGUAUUAACUCUUCAUAAAAAAACAAAAACUAUUAAUUAUUAA
Molecule: messenger RNA, 2924 nt
Organism: Naegleria gruberi
Lineage: Eukaryota; Heterolobosea; Eutetramitea; Acrasida; Naegleriidae
Product: SNc domain-containing protein
Exons: 2
Coding region: 160-2868 (902 amino acids)
Biological process (GO): regulatory ncRNA-mediated gene silencing; mRNA catabolic process
Cellular component (GO): nucleus; cytosol; RISC complex
Molecular function (GO): nuclease activity; RNA binding
Source: RefSeq, a predicted model, not a curated record